Meloidogyne enterolobii is the source of this 3845-nucleotide messenger RNA. Lineage: Eukaryota; Metazoa; Nematoda; Chromadorea; Rhabditida; Meloidogynidae. The record is from the annotation of a GenBank genome assembly.
CAAUAGCAAAUACAUAAAAUACAUUAAAUAAACUAAUUAUUAUUUGUAAUUUGUACAUUGUCCUUAUAUAUUUUUUCCUUCCAUUAUUCCGUAAAUUUUCCAUACAAACAAUAAAAUAAAUUCUUUUUUUCAAGCCCUCCACUAAACAAUUCUCCUCUCUUUUCUUUAUUUCUCUCCCCUUUUUUCUCCUUUUAUGUCGGUAUCACGCCCAAUCUUUAUAUUUUUUAAUAUUUUGAGAGAGUGAAUAUCGAUUAAGACAACCACCGAUUUGCCCUUCCUCUGCCCUUUACGAAAUAAUUAUUUAAAAGUGCUUUUAUUCAAAUCCCUUUUUCCCUUUAAAGUCCAUUUAAGUGCAUUUCUAAAUUAUUUUUUAAGAGAUUUUAAUAAGUCAACAACUUAAAUAAUAAAUAAAAACAUUGUUUUUGAUCAAACAAAGGGCCGUUAUUUGAAUUUUUUAAUUUAAAUAUUUUUGGCGUUUUGUAUUUUUUUUUGAAAAUUGUAAUUAAAUUAGAGAUAAUGGGAAAAUAAGAGAGUUUUCUCUGAUUUUUUUUAAAUUUUUAAAAUUUAGAAUUUUCUACCUUCUUUGUUCUUUUUAUUUUUGAUUGGAUUUCGUCAUAAUUUUAAUUAAUUUUUUUAAACUUUUCAGAUAUUCAUAAUUCAUUUUUUAACUUAUUUGAACGCGUUUUGUUGCGCUAAUUGACUAAGAAAAUUUGAGAAACUAAAAGCUUUUAACAAAUUAAAAACAACAAACAACAAAAAAUGAGUCGCGGCACAAAGCAAUUACCGCAAAAUGGAAAUUCUUCAAACCAACAAUCACCACAAAGCAGUGUUCGGAGAGGAAACAAAACUUUGGGAUGGUAUAUGAGUGGUUUGGAUGCUUUGGAUGGAGGGAAGAAGGAAGUUAAUAAAUCACAACAGCAACAUAUGGUCGCUCAACGCAAAGCAUCUCUUCAAGAUGCAACAACAAAAUCAGCAGUAAAUAAUGAAAUAGAGGAUCAACGCAAAGCUCGUUCUAAACAACGUUUUGUUGGAAAUCAAAUUAAUGGAGGUCGACAGAGGGCAAAUUCUUCCUCUUUGUGUGCUCCAAAAUCGACACCAGCUAGAAGACAACAAACUAGCGGUCAGUCUGUUGGGUCGAAAGAACAAAUUGAUGUGAAAAAGGCAAAUGCUAAAUUUCUGAGUGGCAAAGAGAAUUAUUGGUAUUAUGAUCAUGUAAGUAAUGGUUAUUAUUAUGAACAUAACGGCACUCGUGGUUGGCGUAAAAAUAAUCCAAAAAUGGAGAAUUUACUUCGAGGAAUGGAAGAAGCACAAAAAUUGGAACAAUUAAAAAUUCUUAAACAAAAGAAAGAACAACAAUCUUUACUCGAUUGUAGAAAUAAUUUGCCUUCUUUAUUAAAUAGCCAACAAUUGUCGAAAUUAAUUCCACAAGCAACAAUGUCUUCUACAAAUACAGCAACAUCUAAUGCUUUUAAUAAUUCUCCAAUGGCGAUUAAAUAUUAUGACAAUGAUGGCUAUUUUUAUGAGAUGGGAUCUGUUGAUGGAUGGCGUCGUCGUCCACCAGGUGCAACCCCACCAGGUGCUACUUCUCCAUUUCAAAAAAAAAGAGGUGGAGGAAAUGUCAAUAUGUCUGCCACACAAAUAUAUGACCAGCAAACACCGCGUCGAAAACCAUUGCAUUAUCAAUCAUAUCAACAACCAGCUCCACAUUUGGGGGGUUUAGAUUUGCAAGAAGUUGCUGCAGCAGUUGCUAUUGCUCAACAACAAAAUAUUAAUCACCAACAGAAUAAUUGUUGUGGUGGGGGGUCAGUUGCAUGUUGCUGUCUUACAGCAGCAAUAGCUGCUCAAUUGGUUUUGAAACAACAACAACAAAUGAUGGCUGCUAACAAUAAAAGAGAAAAUAAGAUGAAAUGUUCUUCUGAUAUUCACUCAUUGAUUGAGGAUUCAAUAACCAAAACACAUGAUUUUUCUGAAUUAAACACACAAGCAGCGCUUAAACGUUUGGCUGGAAAUAUUUCUCAACCCAUCUCUUUGGGCACAAAUUGGCAAGUUCCAUCACAACGUUCAAAAUGGAGUUCGCCUAUUAAUGAAGAAAAGACUACUCCAACAACAAUAACUGGAAGUGGUAAUGGUUUAGUUGUUGGAUCGUUUGAAGAACCAUACGAAUUUUAUUGGAGUGGAGAUGAAGGAAAUAAUAACAACAAUACAACAACAGCAAUUACAACACAUACAGCAGCUUCAAUAUCUUCUGUAGAGGAUGAUCCUGCUGAUGAAUUGGGAAUUGAGGCAAAUGCUUUACUUCAACAGAAACGUCCUUCUAUUGCGCCAAUUGGAAGUGAAGCUUUUGCAGCACAAGAAGCGAAGAGAGCUAGUUUGGGAUGUGUUGUGACUACAAUGGGGACGACUAAAUGUAACAAUACAAAUGUGACGAAGAGACCAGAUAGUUUGAGAUUGGCUCCGAAAACAAUUCCAUCUGCUUACGAAUCAAUUAGUCCUGGUGAAAUUCUUCGUAAGAAUAACAACAACAACUUUGGUGGUGAAUCCCAGCCUUCUCAACGUGAUUUUGAUGUUGACAAAUUUAUUGCUGACAGUAUUCCAAUGCCACUUGAACCUGAACGUUUAUUAAAUUCUUUGAGAAAUCCUCAACGAACUCCACAUGGACCACUUGUAAUGCCGCAUUCUUUUAUGAAUAACAACAACAACAAUACUAAUGAACCGAUUACUGCUGAUUCUCCUCUUUUUACUCCAAUAUUGCCUGGAAAGAAUCCGUGGUCAUCUACAUACAGGACUUCCCAUGCAAAUCCUUGGGCAUAUCCUUAGUGUGGAUGUUUUGUGUUAGAUUGAGAAAAAAAUAUUUUUUGAAUUGAAACAACAACAAAAAAGCGUAGAUUUUUAGGACGAAAAAUCCCUUUGAACAAAAAAUUAUUCACAGAUAUUCCAACUCUACUAAUUAUGUGUACUUUUAGUUUUUAGACAUAUUCCUCUCUACUAAUGUAAAAUUCUUUUAAAAAUAUAUGGUCAAAUUUUGAGAGUUUUUUGGUUAAAUACAUCUAUAGGUUGCCUACCUUUAGUAGAAAAAAUUGGUUGAUUUUUUUUCAGAUAACAUUUUUGAGUGGAAAAAUAAACUAUUUUUGAUUUUAGAGAAUUUAGGGGCUCUAAGUAAAUUUUGUUAAAAUACUUUGGAUAGCUGAACUAGGAAUAAUUGAUAAAAACUAUUUAUUUGACCAUAUAUUUUUAAGGUAUUUUCUCUUUUUAGAAAACUAAAAAAAGGAAAGGAUAAUUUACCACCAACUAUCACAAACAAAUCGUCCAGUUUUCCAUCUUUCAUUUUGUUAGCGCCAUCUUUAAAUUUUUUUUGUUUUAUUAUUAGCGGUGUUGUGCUAUAUAUUAGUUAUAAAAUAACCCUUCAGAUUUAGGGUUUUUCUCUUCUUUUUUUUUCAAAAAUUUUAAGAAAAGCUUAUUAUAAUUCUGUUGUUUUCCUUUACAUACAUUCAUUUCAUUCUUCUAUAUAUUUAUUUAUCAUUACUCUCCCUCUCUCCUCUAUAUCCCCCUUAAAUUCUUUAUCCAUAUAUUUAUUCCGUCCCCAUUUUUUGCAUUUUUUUAAAUGAAAAAAACACCGAUUUUGUUGUGUGUGUUGUAGUUUUAGUUAAAAAAUAUAUAUUUAUUUAUCAAUGUUGUCAAAACCCGGGGAAUUUUCUUUUAAAAUUAUUAUAUAUUUUGAAUGUUUUUUUGAUAAAGAAAGAAAAAAUAUGUAGUUUAGUUUUGUUUUUAAUUGAAAUUAGGGUUCAAAUGUUGAUGACAGACACUCAUUUCUCCAAAAAAAGUAUUUUGAGAAAGUAUGCGAAAAU